Molecule: messenger RNA, 4562 nt
Organism: Bactrocera tryoni
Lineage: Eukaryota; Metazoa; Arthropoda; Insecta; Diptera; Tephritidae
Gene: nvy
Product: protein CBFA2T1
Exons: 8
Coding region: 1896-3992 (698 amino acids)
Biological process (GO): DNA-templated transcription; negative regulation of DNA-templated transcription
Cellular component (GO): nucleus
Molecular function (GO): transcription corepressor activity
Source: RefSeq, a predicted model, not a curated record
CCGUGAGCACGUUCAAGCGGACAAAUUACUGGAUGCGAGGUCAAAGUAAACAACUGGUUCGAAGGCACAUUCCCAACUGCACCGUGCUCGUAUGAAACAAAAGCAAACCAGUCAGGCUAGUCAUUUUGUCUUUGCAAACGCAAAGCAAUGCAGCAAAGACAAUUGAAAUUCCGAUGAGAACGUGGCGCUGGUGUUACGACCAGCUAUCGGAUCAUAUGAACUCAGUGCCAUCGGAAUUCGAGUUAGUGCCGGUUGUGUAUGGCGACCGAACAAAAACAAGCGGACCGGUUUUGUUGAUCAGCACCUCCACUCUAUGCCAAAAUCGUUGCGCGGUGCUUAGUGAAAAGGUGCAUAUUUAGAAAUAUAAGUGAUUUCUCUAAGAAAUGAAAGUGAAGAAAGUUUGUGUCCUUAGUCUUUUGUGCACAUACUCCUUGAAUGCCCUUUUAUGUAGAUUUUAGCGAGCGAACGAAAAAAUUUAAAAUAUAAUUAAUUUAUAAAAAUUAUAAACUAAAAUGAAAACAACGCAACAAAAAAGUACUGGGCUUGCUAAUGCCAAGACGAAGCAAUGAAAAUUUUAUUUGCGUAAGUCGUACAACAUAUGCCAUCGCGCAGCUGUUUUAAUAUUUUGCAACAAACACCGCGUUGCUGAAGGAAUGAAAUUCAAAAGGUAAAGCAAUUGUAGUAAUAAUAAGCAAAAAACAAAAAACCAAAAAAUAAUUGAAACGCAAAAAAUUAAAAGUGGAAACUGGACUGCUGAACAAAUUUUUAAAUUGUUCACCGAUGAAGCAUAAAUAAAUUUUGCGCAAAAGUGUAUUAAACAGAUGCCCCGCGGUGCGAAAGUUAAGUAAAAACAGCUAUCAGAAGUAGGCAGCCGCAGCCGCCAGCCUAAAAUAAUAAAAAAAUAAACAUUGGAAACUUAACUACAAGUGCAAUAACAACAAGUGCAUUCGCAUUGCAUUCAAAGGCAAAGUUAUUGACAAAAGGUAAACAAUAAAGUCACAGUGAAGCGUUCCCGAGCAAAGCAGUUGCACGUGUCUAAGUGUGGACCUUUAAGAGGAAGCUCAUAUACUCGGGGUAAAAACAAACCGCUGCAACCUAGUGCAUACGCUUCUUGGCUGCAACCUAGUACAUUAGCCUCUACUACACCCCCUCACAUUUCGGCUGUGUGGACCGUAGAUGUGCCCCGGCUGAAACGUUGAGAAGGAUAGAAAGCAGCUGCAGCUGUUUCACUGUGUCAUCCAACUGACUGCCGCACAAAAUAAAAAGACUGCAUACAUACAUACCAUAUAAUAGCGUGUGUACAUAUGUAUGUCGAAAAAUAAUUAUGGGUGCGAAAUUGUGAAACAAAAAUAAUAAAGAAAGAUACACCGUGGAGAUGUUCAAAAUUUGAGAACUUUCAUAAAUUCAACCGCUUUACAAAACACCGGGAAAUAGACGGCGAAUUGAUAUAAAACAGCAGCUCCCACCCAUGAUGUACAUACAUAUGUAGGAGCUUUCAAGGCGUAAGCAAUAACUAAUUAUAAGUAACUGUCAAAGAAGCUAAAAAUAUAACAAUCGUUGUGCACGCGGUAUCUUCGGCGGAUCGACCAGUGAUCUUUUAAUAUUCUCUUAAAUGUUUGAAUUGUGAUAGAUUAAGUUGGGCUUUGUGCUGUGAGCGUUUUGGAACUAAAUCAAUGAUCAAUCAACGUCUUCUCCAACCCAAUUCACUAAGAAACGCAUAUGUUGUACUCUAUCAAUCAUAUGGCCCUCUCCCCUAUAAUAUUUAAGAUGAGAAGAUGUUCAUAAACUCUUCAUUUUGUCAAUAAUUGAAAAAUUUUCACACUUUACGCCUCUUGGCAAUCGUGACUUGGUAAACAUUUGCACUGGCGGCAUUUUUCUCCUUGGCACAUUUUAUUAUGAUGGCUCUUGACGGCAAGACGAUAAUUAAAGAAGAAAUUACUGAUAAGGACGUCUAUGAGGCUGCUGCAUCCAAUAAUUCUAGUCGACGGAACAAAGCAAAUUCUUCCUCCAACUCUUCUUCCGGCAAGGACUCGAGCAACAGCAACAACUCGUCGCAAACUAACGGCUGCACUGGUGCAAGUGGUAGCAGUGGGGUGAGCAACUCUAGUUCGAUUUGUACGAAUCCGAACGCUAACGGAGCGCGCAGUUGCCGCACCCCCGACUCCCCGGAGAGCGCACGUGCUAUUGCACCACGUUCACCUAUGUCACCACAACUGCAUCAUUCAAGCCUGGCCCCACCACCACCACGACCGAAUCGUAAUGCCAGCGCCUCACCGGUAGUGAAUGGAGCAACCACCACCACAUCACCGCCUCCACUCCCCACACCACCUACACAAGCGGCACUGGCCGCGGCCGCUGCUGCAGCUACUGCAGCUGCAGUGCAUGCUGAGCAGGCACGACUACUCAGUAAGAUACGUAAAUUCCUUGGUUCUCUGGUACAGUUAGCGCAAGAGAUUCAUCCCGAAGUGAGCGAUCGUGUGCGUGCGCUAGUGCUUUCACUGGUCAGUGGAGGCAUAAGCAUUGAUGAGUUCCGCCUAACGCUGCAAGAUGCCAUCAAUUUGCCAUUGCGCCCGUAUGUCAUUCCAUUACUCAAAAAUCAUAUUUCCCUGCUGCAACGCGAGAUCUCCGAAUUAGCGCGUGCCAGUAAUCAGACUACACUACAAUACGUUACCACGAAUGAGAAUGUUGUAAUGGAGUUUUCUCCACACGGGCCUUCUGCGGAAUACAGUGACAUGUUCGUACACAUGGAUGCUGCGCAGGCUGCUGCAGCGGCAGCCGUUGCCCAAGCUACAGCGUCCAACAGCGCCGGUACUACCAGCCUCGUCUUUAAGCGCCGAGCUUCGGACACUCUGAUGGAACACCACAAUGGAAUACAAGACUGGAAUGAUUAUAUGGCCGCUUAUCCACCUGCCAAGCGUGCUUUACACGCACAUUCGGCUCACUUAAGCGCCGCAUCUGCCGAUGCACGUCUUGCAUUUACCAGCCAACCAACCGUUUUUGAUUACUCGGCGGCAACUAGUAGCACGUCAGCAGUAACUCAAUCCGAGAACAAUUUCAACAGUCUUAUGGAGAAGGCAAAUCACAGGGAAGAUCGUGAUCUGCGAGUUAAUAUCGUUGCUGAAAAUGCAGCGCAACGACAUCCUUCACGGGUUGGUCCCCCAAGCACAAGCACUAGUGGGGGUGCUGCCAGCAGCGUCAAUACCACACUUGGCGGCGAAGAGGAAUGGAAGAAUAUACACACCAUGUUGAACUGUAUCUCGGCAAUGGUAGAUAAGACAAAACGGGCAAUUACCAUAUUGCAACAGCGGGGCGUAGAGCCCCAACAGCCCAACUACAGCGAAGUCACACCAGCAUCACUGGCCGAAAUACGACGUCAGACUGAAGAGAAGGUCGCUGAGUUCAAACGAAAUGCCGAGGAAGCAGUCAACCAGGUGAAACGUCAGGCGGUGAUUGAAAUACAGCGCGCAGUGGUAGCAGCUGAAACACGCGCAUCAGAAGUGAUGUCGCAGGAACGCUUGCGCAUGGAAAAGUUUUUCGUCGAGAUGAGUCGCCAUUCAGGCGGUAUCCACAAUUCCAGUACAACUAUCGCAGGUGUAGCAGCAGCAACGGUGCCAGCCGAACGUGAAUUGGACAACAAGUCUCCGUCGAUUACAGCCGGGCAAAAUGCUUGCUGGAAUUGUGGACGUAAAGCAACCGAAACUUGUUCUGGCUGCAAUUUAGCCCGUUAUUGUGGCGCUUUCUGCCAGCACAAGGAUUGGGAACACCAUCACCAGAUUUGCGGCACCACGCGAUCAUCUGACCUUUCUGCUAAACACAGUGUGUCCCAGGGGAUCCCACUUACGGCGAACAUGCGCGGAUCCAUCUCAAGAUCUCCGCCCAAUCAGCCGCAGUCAUCACAGUCAACGUCUCAAGUGCCGCAGCCGCAGAACUCAGGCAGCGGCAGUGUUGCGCCACCCAGUUCACUCGUGGCGAACGGGGUCAGCUCCAAAUGACGCAUUCGCAUGAUGAAACCGAAGAAAAAGUACUUGUGCUAGUCAAAUUAAACUAAAAAUUAAAAUAUGCAUAAAUUAAUUAGAAUUAACUACAAUAUAAACUACAUUUAUUGAUACUAUGUAUAAAAAUCUGCGAAAAAUUACAAAUGAGAACUUGAGAACGACAUUGAAACGCUAAAAAUAAAAGUAAUUUUAUUACAUCAGCCCAACAAUAUCAAAACCAUAAUCAAAAUAGACUUUAAAAAUUUAUUAUAUAAUAUAAUGUAAUAGAGGAGAUACAAUUUUAACGUUUGGUAUUCACUUAUACAAUUGCAGACUUCAAAUGUUAUUGAACCGUUUUAUGCACAGAUACUAAAUAUAUCACAAUAUGAGAGCACCCCUAGAGCAAUGUAGAAGCUCACUUUGAUUUCAAUGGUUGAAAAUUUAAAAUAUUCUCCGUCAUUGACUCAAGAAAGUUAAAAGUUUGUAAACCGAUUUAAAAUAUAGUAGAACUAAUAUUAAAGUAAUUAAUCUGAGAGUGAAAAACCAAAAACUAGAAAACAAAAGAAAUAUACGGUAAUUUUAGUAAUU